Molecule: messenger RNA, 1215 nt
Organism: Moneuplotes crassus
Lineage: Eukaryota; Ciliophora; Spirotrichea; Euplotida; Euplotidae
Source: the annotation of a GenBank genome assembly
UAAUUAUGAACAUUAGGAGAAAUAUAGCUAAGGAUCUAAGGUUAAUUAGACUCCCAAAUCAAAGUUUUGGGAUAUUUUCCGGCUUUUCUGGGAACAGGAAUAAACCAAGGAAGAUAUACAAUUCAGAAAGAGAAAGAAUCGAUGAUGAUAUUAAAACUCAUGAACAAUUGAAGGAAGAACAAUAUUAUGGUGAUAGAAGAGAGCUUCAAAAUGAUUUCCAUUAUGGUAUCCAGGUGCUGAAGGAAUAUGAAAAGGAAGCUCUGAUGAAAAACCCUCAUCUGAAGAAUAAACUUCAGACUUAUAUUGACUCUUACAAGAAAGAAGACCAAGCUGUAGUAAAAGAUUUUAUAAAGAAGGGAUAUCUAGAAGAAGUAACCCCAAUGAGUUUUAAGGAACAGAAAGAAAUCAUCCAAAUUCUUGCACAAGAGAAGGGUGAAGAGAGUGAUUACGACUCUGAUGUUGAUGUUGAAGAGGAGGUGAGAUUUAACAGAAGACUAUUCAAUUACAUUAAAAUACAAGACCAAGUAGAACUCCCUCAAAUGAGACCUGAAGAUGAGGGAAGGAAGACUCUUUUCAUUGAGAUUGAUGAUCUCCUCAUCCAUACUUUUAUACCGGAUGAAAAUAUAGGUUAUGUAGCUAAUUCUGCAUCAAAAGAUCCUGAUAGAACUUUAUUCUUAGAAGAUGCUAGGCUGAACAUCUUAUACUAUGAAAGAGAUAAUCUAUAUGAAUUCCUUGAGUACAUAGACAAGAAUUUUGAGCCGAUUCUGUUCACUUCAUCUCAGAAGCUAUAUGCUGACUAUAUUGUAAAGCAAUUUGACCCAGAAGAUAGCCUCUUCCGUCAUAAGCUUUACCAAAAUUCAUGCUACAUGUUGGAAAAAUAAGGAUGAAGAUAUUUUUGAAUUCAUUAAGGACAUCAAUCAAUUCAUUGAUGCUGAGAGCCCUAACUUUGCUUCUGUCUCUCCUGUCAAGAGAAGUGCUAAGAAUAGCUUGUUGCUAGACACUAAACCCUUGAGUUACAUCUUGAAUCCAAGCAAUGUGAUUCCUUGAGAGGAAUUCACAGCCGAUUAUAUGUACUCAGAUAAGAAGUUGAAGGACAUGUUCCUGAAUAUGCUGAUGGAAGACCUCGAAGAGUUCAAGGAGGCUGAUGAUGUUAGGAAGCUAAGCAGAAAGAAGUUCAGAAUUAUAGACAAUCUUUAUAGCAGUAAACUUGUAUAA